Molecule: messenger RNA, 3364 nt
Organism: Anguilla rostrata (American eel)
Lineage: Eukaryota; Metazoa; Chordata; Actinopteri; Anguilliformes; Anguillidae
Product: 2-oxoglutarate receptor 1-like
Exons: 2
Coding region: 1602-2549 (315 amino acids)
Biological process (GO): G protein-coupled receptor signaling pathway
Cellular component (GO): plasma membrane
Molecular function (GO): G protein-coupled receptor activity
Source: RefSeq, a predicted model, not a curated record
UGGCUGAAUGAGCUAAUUGGCUGUAUACAGCAACACUGGUUCGCUCGUAGAUUAAAUCACAGUGAAAUGUUUCAUGAAGGGAAAUGAGAACAGUCUUCGGCUGUAGUUCUUGCAUCGAUCAAAAAACGUAGCUACAGUAAAACGUGAGAUGGAGUAAAUGUUAGGGCUAAUUAAGUAAUUAAGGUCAAAAGUUCACAUGAAAACCAGAAACAGAUAUGGCCCUCGUUACCCACCACCGUUUUAGAGGCGUGUAACAAUACCACGUCUGGCCACGAUGAUACAGACAAAGGCCACUUUAGCAAUGGCACCCUGUGCUACACCACAGUAGACAUACAGAGAGGAACACAGCGUGUUCUCCCGUGAAUAACUGUCUAUCAAACAUUGUGCUGAAACGCUGUAUCACUUUGUAUCAAAAACGCAAUUCGGCUGCCUGCUGAAAUGAUCUCUUUGCAGACACGGUUAAAUGGUUUGAUGUUUAAUUAAGCCCAAUUACUGUGUCUGUGGGUCAUGAAAAGUGCAUAAAUGAACGUUUUUACUCGGUUAAUACUUUAUGAGACACAAGACUAAGGUCCAUGAAUUCCACCAGGCCAGUGCACACGCUCUUGUUUUUAUACUUUUAGUUUUCCUUCCGGUCUGCGCUUUUAUUUUUGGACAAGGUCCGUAAACAAGGAAGUGAAAUGGGGUAAAAAGCAGGCGAAACCGGUUAUUUGAACAGUAACUCAAAGGCUCUUCAUAUCUGGGAAAUAAAGCGUUUUCACCAUGAGUCAUCAAAUGCAGGAGCCGCGCCACCCCAGUCCUGGCUGCGGCAGGCAGCCUCAGUGAUCCUCUCACCGCUCAACGGGGCAUACUGUAGUGUGCAGGAGCCACGGACAACAGACAAAAAGCACACUAAAACACAGCAUGUUGAAAAGAAAUAUAGAGCAAUAAAAAUCUAAGAAAUAAAAAUAAGGGUUUUGAGGAGUGGCCUACCUUUAAUUCAGACUGUGACAUGCGUCAGACAAGGGUAUGGCUCAGUGAGUUUAAUAUGAAUCUGAUGGAGAACUACAGGGAAAAACAAACAAGAACAACUGCAUUUAGACACCUGUCUGUUUGGGGAAAGAAUUAUGUGAGAAUUGAGAUUUCAUUUUCCUUUUCAUUUGUUGAUGUCAAUGGAAAAAAAAAACCAAGCCCAUUAAAGCCCCGUGUCCUUACACUGCAAAAGUAGGGAACUAUGGGAUAUCAACUUUUUGUAAACAGAAAAGACCUGUUGCCAGAGACAGGAGGUAUAAGAACAGUCUGUUUCGUCCAUCUGGACUCAUCAUUUUGCGUACAGUCUUGGGCGCAGCCAGCAUCCUGUCUGGUCUUCAGCACCCUGAAAUGGUCUUUGCUUACACAGUGAGUCCUGGGAGGCCGUCCCACACAUUCAUCAGCUUACCGAAAUUUAACUGCCAUCCCAUUUCCUCCUGCGCCCUCUCGCUCUGCUCAGAGAGAUGAACUCGGCUGGGUGUGGGGAGGCUGUGGAACACCGUUAAAGCCAGGCGGUCUCCUGGAAACACCAAGACAUUCCAGAGUCACCAAAACAGGAAGAGCUCGGGGGACUCGAACUCUAUGGCUGAACCGUGAUGGCGAGUAAGGACUUACCCAAAGACAGCUGCAUGCAACUGGACGAGACCCUCCAGAGGACCUUCCUUCCGGUCAUGUAUGGCAUCAUCUUCAUCGUGGGCUUCCUGGGGAACAUCACCUGCAUCUUCGUCUACGUGACUAAGAUGCGUCCGUGGAAGAGCAGCAGCAUGGUGAUGCUGAACCUGGCGGUGACUGACCUCAUGUACGUGCUGAGCCUGCCCUUCCUGGUCCUGCACUACAGCAGGCCCGACGUCCUGCCCCUCGACAACUUCCUGUGCUACGUGGUGCGCGUCGCCUUCCACUUCCACCUGUACGCCAGCAUCCUCUUCCUCACCUGCAUCAGCGCGUUCCGCUACGUGGCGGUGGUGCACCCUCUGAGGUCCGCCCGGCUGCAGCAGAGGAAGUGGGGCGUGGCCUCCUGCCUGGCGGUUUGGGGGCUCUCCGCUCUAGAGAUGCACCCCAUGCUCGACACCAUCACCUUGGACCUGAACGGCACCAGGAUAUGCCCGGACUUUGCCAGCAGCAGGUCAGAGAAGCUGGUCCUGUACAACUGGCUGCUGACGGUGCUGGGCUACCUGCUCCCCUUGGUGGCGGUGGUGCUGUGUUACGCGCGCGUGGCUCGGGCCCUGAGCGUGGGGCCGUACCCCCGGACGCCGUCGAGGGCACGGGCCCGCAGGAUGAGCGUGGCGGUGCUGGCGGUUUUCGCGGUGAACUUCACCCCGUACCACGCCCUGCGCAUGCUCAGGGUAUACACGCGGGACAGCCAGAACUGCACGCUGAGGGAGGGCGCCAACACCGCCUACAUCCUGUUCCGCCCCCUGGCCGCAUUCAACGCCUGCCUCAACCUGCUGCUGUACACGCUGGCCGGGGGGAGGCUCCACCAGGCCCUCUGCGGCCUCCUGCCCAGAGAGCUCUCCAACAGGCUGAGGCUCGCGUCACCAAGGUAGCUAUUGCCACGGCAGCCGUCACCACAGCGACUGUGGACUAUGGCACCUAGAGGGUCUUGCUGAGGGACAGCUGGAGGACUCUGAUGCAUCUUUGUCAUGGGCGCAAUCCCUCAAAGAUAUGCUAUCUCCACAGUUACACAUAUCUCCACAUAUCUCUCAGUUACGGACACAAUCCGCAAAAGAUUGGCUACCUGCAUAGAUGCUUCUCUGUCACAGACACUUUCCCUCUUCACAGAUACAACUUUCAUACACAGACAGAGCUUGUACUAUUUACUCAUUCACACACAAAGCUGAUACUCUUAUCCAAAGCAAAUCGUAGGCUGCUGCCUAUUAUACGCACACACACAAGUAUAUAUACAUAUGCGUGCACAUGCGUGCACAGACACACACACAAACAAAUUACUGGUGGAAAUCAGUGGGAACACUGCUCAUGCAGUCCUCCGGGUGGCAGUCUGGCUGUGGAAAAAGCCUAUUUGUUAAAUUAUGCCAUUAGGACCUUGUGGGUUUGAAUACAUCUGUCAUUGAAUAAACAUUUAUUCCAGCCUCCACAGUGCACCACAGUACACCUCCAGCAUAAUGAAAUCUAGCCCAGUGCUAAUCACAAGUGAGAUUAUACAGGUCAUGUGACUUUUGUCAACAGUAACUCUCCCAGGGGAACCUGUAUAAAUCAGGGAACUUGGGGAUCUUAAUGUAAAAUAUAAUCAACAAAUCAAGCAAUGUUUUCAUAUAUCGCAUACUUAGUAAGUAACAAAAUUGAUAAUUUUGUCCUUUUUGUUGAAAUAAUAAACUGGAAAAGGAAAGUAGUGAGGCAAACA